Molecule: messenger RNA, 2619 nt
Organism: Pedinophyceae sp. YPF-701
Lineage: Eukaryota; Viridiplantae; Chlorophyta; Pedinophyceae
Source: the annotation of a GenBank genome assembly
AUGAAUUUCGAGCCGGAGACUCAGCAGCAAUUCGCCUUCGAUGGGGGACGGGGCGCCGGCCCAGGACGGGGCCGCGGGCGCGGGUCUGGCCGCCAGCCGGUGCCGCCCGACACCCCGUUCGAGAAGGGCAUCGUCGUUUCCACCAGGGAGAACUACGGCUUCGUACGCAGCGAGUUCCGUCCUGCGGACGUGUUCUUCCACUUCUCGGAGGUCACCGCGCCCGACGGGGCCCCGCAACCAGCCCCCACACCACCCGAGGCUCCGGCGCCCGCCACGGAGGACGGCGUCACGAAGACCUUCCCCCACCGCGGCCACGUCGCCACUCCGCACGUGGCGCCCGGCACCUGCGCCGAGUUCCAGGUCGUGCACAACGCGAUGACGGGCAAGCUCAACGCGGUCAACCUGCGGGUCCUUGAACCGGGCAGCGUCAGCCUGGAACGCACCCUCCCGGACACCUACAUCGGCACGGUCUCCGCAGAGUGCGCCUCGCGCUCCCGCGGCGCGCACCGCGGCAAGGGCGCGCGCGGCCAGAUCACGGCCCUCGAGAAGGCGGGCGGCGGCGCUCUCGCGGAGCCCGCGGCGCCCGCCGAGGGCGCGGUGCCCGCGCCGGAGAGCCCGCGGCUGCGCGACGUCUUCUCGUACCACGUGAAGGACGUGGUCGGCCCUCCGCCGGUCGCGGGCCAGCGCGUGGAGUUCCGGGUGUGCGAGGAGAAGGCGUCGGGGAAGCGGCGCGCGGUGGGCGUGACGGGGCUGGCGGCGGUGGUGGACCGCGCGACGAUCGCGGGGAUGGAGCGCGUGCAGGGGUUCGUGGCGGCGCUGAAGGACACGUACGGCUUCGUGCGGUGCGCGGGGCGGCUGGCGCAGGUGUUCUUCCACAGCUCGGAGGUGGAUGGGGGCGUCGAGGGGCUCGACGUGGGGCAGGAGGUGUCGUUCGUGGUCACGACGGACGUGCGCACGGGGAAGGACGCGGCGGUGUCGGUGUCGAGACUCCCCGCGGGGACCGUGACGGCCGAGGUCAGGGUCCCGGGGGUGUUCAAGGGCCGCGUCGUGCAGGCGUCCGAGAACCAGCUCAAGUCGUGGUCCGACGAGGACGGCCGCCUCCUCGUCGAGGGGCCCUACGUCGAAACACCCCCCCCUGACGCAGCCACGGAGCAGCAGCCCGACGCCGACGCAAGUGCCCCCCCGCCCGCGGACGCCGACCCGCCCGAGCGCGCCGGCACGACCGCGGUGUUCAGCGGCGGCGCCGUCGCGCCGGGCGCGGGCGAGCGCGUCGAGCCGUGGACGCCCGGCGUCGGCGACGAGGUGGCAUGCGAGCUGUGGGAGGUGCCCGCGCUGGGCGUCGUGCGCGCCGUCGCGCUGCGGUUCCUCCGGCGCAACCCCGAGCGCGGCCAGAUCCUCAGCCUGCAGCCCAACUUCGGAUUCAUCCGUUCUGCGGAGCGCGCGCUGGACGUGUUCUUCCACAUGACGUCCCUGGAGCCGCCGCUGAAGAUGGCGGAGCUCGCCGUGGGCGUGGACGUGUCGUUCUCGAUGGGGAAGGACACGAACAGCGGCCGGCCGUGCGCGCUGAGCGUCGCGCGGGCGGCCAAGGGGUCGGGCGCGUACCAGGCGCUGUCGGGGGGGGAGUUCUACGGGGUGUGUCAGGAGACGGCGCGCGCCGCGCGCGCGUACGGCGCCACAGGCACCGCCGGGCUCAUCGAGUUCGCCACCCCGGACGCGCCCACCGAGCGCCAGCUCAUCACCUACGGUGCGGGGGAUACGGCGCGGGAAGACGGCAACAAGGGCGGUCUGCGGCCGGGCGAGCACGUGGCGUUCCGCAUCAUGACGGACCUCCGGCACGCGAACGUCGCCGCGGGCGCGAAGUCGCCGAGCGCGGAGCUCGCAGGCAAGCGCGCCGUGCGUGUGCGCCCCGUGCGCACCGUCGGGCGCGUGUGCGCGGUGUACGAGUCCACGGGGAUCAUCGAGGUGCUCGUGCCGGACAAGGCGGCCGACGCGCCGCGGAGCGGGAAGUCGCGCCGCGCCUCCACGAAGAGCAAGCGCAGCUCUGUUGGCGGCGCUGCUGGCACGGAAGAGGGGGCGAAACCCUCGCUGCCGGCGUCCGCGGCCGGCUCCGCGACGGAGGAGGCGCGGGAGAAGGAGAAGGCGGCGGCGGAGCCCGCGGGGCCCGGGACGGCCCGGGUCGGGCAGCAGGUACAAUUCCAUGUGUCUGACUUGCCGCCGAAAGUCCGACUGAGGGUCGGGGACGAGGUGGAGUGCGUGCUGACGACGGGCAAGGGCCGCGACGUGAUGGCGCGGCAGCUCGUGCGCACGCGCGAGGGCGACGAGGAGGACGUGGCGGAGGCGAAUGCGGCGGCGCCCGCCAUGAAGGCAACACCCCCCCGCCUGCAGCACCUCAAGCUGGCCGCGGCGUCCGGCGGCGCGCGGCCCGUGACGACGGCACGGAUCGCCAAGGGCCCGGACGGCACGCGCGGGUUCGCGCUGGGCCGUGGGAAGGCGAUCGAGGCUGCGUUGCACGACCAGCAUCGCAAGCUGGAGCAGGUGACGGACGCGCCGGAGUGGGUGCCGCCGGGCGCGGGGGCGGACGCGGAGAAGGUUGCGGACGCGGACGAGGCCGCGCAGUGA